Carassius gibelio (silver crucian carp) is the source of this 1027-nucleotide messenger RNA. RefSeq names its product putative nuclease HARBI1. The transcript is spliced from 2 exons. Lineage: Eukaryota; Metazoa; Chordata; Actinopteri; Cypriniformes; Cyprinidae. The record is from RefSeq and is a predicted model, not a curated record. Bases 3 to 485 code for a protein of 160 amino acids.
AGAUGGUCUGCAAUGCUGACUGUGUGAUCAGCAAUGUUGUGGCAAAAUGGCCUGGCUCAGUCCAUGACUCCAGAAUCUUUCGGGCCUCUGAAAUCUAUCAGUGCCUAUCACAAGGUGAAUUCUCUGGUGUGUUGCUGGGAGACAGGGGGUAUGGCUGCCAGCCUUUUCUCCUGACACCUUUCACAGACCCCCAGGAAGCACAGCAGGCCUACAACCAUGCCCAUGCCAGGACCAGAGCCAGAGUUGAAAUGACCUUUGGCCUCCUGAAGGCACGCUUUCACUGCCUUCACAAAUUAAGGGUCAACCCUGUUAGGGCAUGUGAUAUUACUGUGGCUUGUGCUGUCCUCCACAAUGUGGCCUGCCUGAGGAAGGAGAGGGCCCCCAGAGUGCCACCAGCCAUGGACUGGGACACUCUGGCAAUCUUCCCUGAUGACGACAGUGGUCGGCUGCUGAGGGACCAAUAUGUGUUGAAUUAUUUUAGUUAGUAUGUGUGCUUUCAAUUUAGGUAAAAGAUGUCCUGCUGUGGCAGAGGAAAUAGGGUUUUUUUGGGUUGGUUUUUUUACGAAUUUGGCCUCUUAUGAUGUUUGUGCGGUAUACUGUGUGUAAUACAAGGCUGCAGGGAGGCUACUGCAUCCAUUCAUUUGUCUGUUCAGUUGAUGUGUAUGGAUUUGUCCUGCAUUUAUUUUAGUGUGCAGACAUGCAGGGUGUGUUAUAUACAGACCUUUGAAAGUUGUAACAAGUAGAAUUGUGUACUGCGCCUUUAAGGUGGAACGCACUCUGUUACUCACUCACAGAGUGGGCAGUCGGAAUCAGGAGCGCGAGCUGUGAACAUCGCAUGUAUGCGUGAAAGGUCCGUUUUGUUUUUCUGUUGCUCUCAUCUUGUUUCUUUUGUUUAGUAACGCAGUUGUUAGUGGAGUGCUUUGCAAACUGCCAAUGUGUGCGAAUCGACGACGACGACAAUAAAUCACCACUGUGGAAUAUCCGUCACGUCUGUGAGUCUUUGCUUAUCACUUGCUACAACCAUUUA